UUUUACAAGCUUAUCGCGCGUGAAUUUUUAUCGUCCGAAAUGCAGCGUCCAGGUACCUGAGCGAACAGUUGCGCAAAUCGCGCAAACUCAUCGCCUUUGCCUUCACGUCCAACACAAAAAAAACCGAGUGGUAUUCGUCGGGACAAGCGAGACCAAGUGCAAAAAUCUAUCCUGCCUGAAAGGGCGCGGUCUCUGGGCAGCGAAGGGCAGGGCAAGGUGCGCUUUUGUUACCUGAGACAACGCCGGCGCUCCGCGGCUGACUGGCUCACCCCGUACGAGCCUGCGUUGGGUGUUGGUCGGAGCAGCCGGGCGAGGACCCAACGCGCACGAAAAUGACGAGUCUGGAUCCGCUGAAGUCGGCCAUCGCCAUCGGGAACGUGGACGACACUUCCCUGGCCGUGCCCUCCGCCAACCGGUGCCGGUCGGGGCAGCAGCGCGUCCUGGAACAAGUGCAGAGUAUCCGGAGGACCAAGUCGCGGCAGUCCAGCAGCAGGAGCGCGUCUCAGUCUCUAUCGCCAACAAGCCCUUUGUACGACUCCGUGUUCGGGGAUGCUUUGAAGUCACAGUUGAGCGCAUCCAGUGGAACUGUUUUCUUUGGAAAUGGCUUCUCUAAAACUCUCAGCCUGGAGACGAACAUGAAUCACCAAGUAGUCAACAACUCCAUGGGAUCGACUUUCAAGAGGAACACAUCAGGCUCUACCUAUCAGCAUGAGAAGAUACACGCCCCCGUCGGCCCCUUGCCCGUCGGCCGAACCGACACCAGCCGCAGCGAGCCUGACAUGGCCUGGCAGCGCUCCAUGCCAAAACGCUCCGCUCCUCCGCAGAGAUUCCUCUCCAGCAGGGGCACCUCCAGGACCGAAAGGACCACCAGUCAGUUCAGAACGACCACCACAGGCCAGCGUGUGUACACUUUGAACGGAACAAGUCAGUCCAAAGCAAACAACCAGUUCAUAUGCAGCCAAAUCGAAGCUUCCAAAACACCUUUGUUCUUGAGUACACUCAAGGGCAAAGGAGAUUCUGGGUCAAACGGGACCAGUGGAGUCGCAGAUAUCACCAUGAGGGAGGCUGUGGAGUACCUUUCCAGCAACGAUGAGACAUACCAGCACUGUGGCGCUUCCUACAUUCAGCACAACACUUUCAUUGACGACAGGGCCAAAGAGGAGGUGUUGAAGCUGAAUGGGAUUCCUCCUCUGGUGGGCCUCCUGCGCAGCUCCAAUUCACAGGUCCACCAGACCGCCGCGGCUGCCCUUCGGAACCUGUCCUUUAAAAGCAACAAUAGCAAGGAGGCGAUUCAUCGCAGCGGUGGCGUCACGGAGGCUGUGGCUCUUCUCAGAGAUACAGAUUCUGCAGAGAUUCAGAAACAGCUGACAGGUCUCCUGUGGAAUUUGUCCUCUGCAGAGAGCCCGAAGCCAGAACUCCUGAACAGUGCUUUGCCUGUCUUAAGGGACUGUGUGAUCCUGCCUUACACAACAGGUCCGGACCAGACCAGCAAAUGCCAAGACGCCGAGGUCUUCUUUCACGCCACCGGAUGUCUAAGAAACCUCAGCAGCGCAAAGCAAAACAACAGGCAGGCGAUGAGAAAAUGUCGAGGCCUGGUCGACUCUUUGGUCAGUUAUGUUAAAGACUGUGUGGAAGCAGGAAAACCAGAUGACAAGUCUGUCGAAAACUGUGUGUGCAUCCUGCACAACCUGACGUUCCAGCUGGAGGCCGAGGCUCCGACUCUGUUCAGCAGGUUCACAGCUUUGGCCAAGACUGUCAACAGGAGGCACAGCCAGGACGACACCGGCCCCAUCGGCUGCUUCAGUCCGCAGAGCAAAUCGGCAGAACACGAGCGUCACUUUGACUUCCCAGUCAUUGAGGACCCACACCCUAACGGAGCAGGAUGGCUGUUCCACUCCAAAACUCUGCAGAUUUACCUGAAUUUGCUCGGCUCUAGCCAGCGAGAAGAAACACAGGAGGCCUGUUGUGGAGCGCUGCGGAACCUCACAGCCCACGACAGCAUUGUCUCCAGUGUAAUGAGCCAGACCAUUGUGCAGAAACUGAAUGGCCUGCAGGUUAUCAGCCCCUGUUUAAAGUCAAACAAAGUCAAUAUACAGAGGAACACAGUGGCUUUGGUAGGAAACUUGACCAAGAACCCAAACCUGCACAGUGCCUUAGCCCGUAAAGCCCUCCCAGAGCUGCUGGGAAUCAUCAGCGCAGGCACCAAGGAUGGGGUUGAGUCCGACGACACUGUGGCCAUGGCCUGUCAGGCCGCCAACUGCCUGCUUAUGAAGGAGCGUGAGAUGGGCAAACGCCUGUUAAACAACACCCUGAUAAACUCCCUGAUCAAUCUCAGCCAAAACAACUAUUUCCCCAAAUCCAGCAAAGCUGCGUCCCUGGUUCUCUACAACCUAUGGUCAGAAAAAGAAUUCCAAAGCUUCCUGAAAAAGCAAGGGAUGAGUAAGUCCUCAUUCGUAAAUGACAUCACCACGACCGCACUGAAGUCGGUUCAAGUUGUCAAUUAACACUCCGGCUUGAGCUGAUCUCCGAACGUCCUCUACUGAAGCAGCUCACCUGCAGGCUUCUCUGCACAGCCACGGGAUGCAAACGCGCUGAGGCUGAGCACCAUCCUUCCGCUUUUCACAAACACCCACAGAUUUUUUUUUUUUAAAUCUAUGUAUCCGUAUAAUGCAUCCAUCAACAAAUGAUUACAUACAGGCCUGUAUAUGCUGCAAGGUGAGUUUCUUUAUGGGAAAAAAGGUGAAGGUUGAAAUAUAGCAAGUGAGCACCCGACUUUUUUUGCUGCAAGUUUUUAUUUUUUAGUUUUAACUACUCUCAAAUGUAUUUUUAAAGUUAAUUUUGUGUCUGUGCCUGCGUUCUGCACUAUGGUACCAUUAGCUUGCUUUAUUAGAUUAUAGGACUUUAUUCUGCACUGAAAUUGCUGUUUUUAAUAUCAUGACAAAAGAUUGUAAAAUGAAUUUGACUAUGUAGAAUGACCAUAGAUAAGAGAGCAUAUUUUCUGUUGUUAGAGUUUUGGGGCUUGAUAUAGGAGCUAGGUUAUUGUCUUAAGCAUCGGUGUGUGUUUAUAUUUAGUAAAGACAACUUUUGUUUGUGGUGUAUCCAUCUUUUUUCAUGUGUGUGUGUGUGUGUGUGUGUCUGAGAUCUUGAAACGAUCUGUUUGUAUUGUCCCAAAAAAAGUGGCAAUAAAGCUGACAGAAAUCUACUGUUUGAGCUGCAAAGGUGAGAAAUACUUGAUGAAUAAACACUAUAUCUGGGAA
Molecule: messenger RNA, 3257 nt
Organism: Xiphias gladius (swordfish)
Lineage: Eukaryota; Metazoa; Chordata; Actinopteri; Istiophoriformes; Xiphiidae
Gene: pkp1b
Product: plakophilin 1b
Exons: 13
Coding region: 333-2504 (723 amino acids)
Biological process (GO): intermediate filament bundle assembly; cell-cell adhesion; cell-cell junction assembly
Cellular component (GO): plasma membrane; adherens junction; nucleus
Molecular function (GO): cadherin binding
Source: RefSeq, a predicted model, not a curated record